ACACCCAACAUCACAGCAAUAACGGGACAGUGUUCGGACAUCAAUGAGUGUUUAGAGCAAGAUGAUUGCGGCACAAACGCAAACUGCUCCAAUCAUCAGGGCGGCUACAGCUGCAAAUGUCACCAGGGUUACAGUAACUAUGGAAACAACCAGUCAAAAUGCAUCGAGAUGAGCUGCGACCACUUUGAUUCUGACGCGGAGGACGCACCUCUAAAGUUGAAGAAUUUACUGGCGCUGUUGAGGAGCAACUGUGAGUCUCUGCGUGGCCCAAACGGCGGCCGUCAGACGGGAGAGCAGUUACUGGAGAAUGUGUUCACUUCCUUUGACGAGCUGCUGUCGGAAGGAAACAUCGCUGACGGGAAGAUGCUGAAUCAGUUUCUGGACGUGGUGGAGAACAGCAUGCGUCUGAUUGGACCUCAGCUGAAAGAGCCUGUGACCAGGAUGGAGACGCACAACACCUUUGCUGAGCUUGCAGUCAUGCGGGGUAAGACUCCGCCCAGUGGGCGUGUCACUCUGAGCACAGACUCCGCCCUCUUCAGCACCAGCUGGGAAACAGUUGUAGGGAAAUCAUAUCCAGGUUUUGCGUUUGUGGCUCUGGUCAGUUAUAAAGAUCUGAACUCAUCCAGAGAUCUGCUUCACAAGAUGAGCAGAGAGAGAUCAGAUGAUGAAGAGAGACGCGUCACUUAUCAACUCAACUCUAAAGUGGUGACGGCCGUCGUCAGUAAUGCAGAAACCAAGCAGCAGUCAGAGCCGGUGACGCUCGUCUUUACACACGAGGAGGAGAGGGCGGAGUCUGAGGGCAUGGCUUACUCCUGUGUGUACUGGGAUGGGGCUAAGGGGGCGUGGUCUGGGCGGGGCUGUGAGAAGGCGGAGUCUAACAGCACUCAUACAGUGUGCUCCUGCUCUCAUCUCAGUAGUUUCGCUGUGCUCAUGGCUCUCUAUCCUGUCCAGGACUCGUUUGAUUUGGUGUUGAUCACACGUGUGGGUUUAGUUCUGUCUCUGGUCUGUUUGUUUCUCUGUAUCCUGACGUUCAAGUUCUGCCGCUCCAUCCAAGGAACCCGGACCAGCAUUCAUCUUCAUCUGAGCAUCUGUCUCUUCAUCGCAGACCUCGUCUUCCUCUGCGGGAUCUCCAGCACUCAGAAUAAGGUAGCGUGUGGGAUUGUGGCCGGUCUGCUUCAUUUCUUCUUCUUGUCUGCGUUCUGCUGGAUGCUGCUGGAGGGGGUUCAGCUCUACCGGAUGGUUGUGCUGGUGUUUCACACCACAUUAAAACAUCUCUACAUGUAUCUGGUGGGAUACGGAGUCCCUCUCGUCAUCGUCACCAUCUCUGCCAUCGCCUUCUCAAAGGGAUACGGCACCGAUAGACACUGUUGGCUCUCUCUUGAUCGUUAUUUCAUAUGGAGCUUCUUUGCGCCAGUCUGCAUCAUCGUCGUCCUCAACAGCUUUGUCUUCGUCAUCACUGUGUGGAAACUGGCCGAAAAGUUCUCCAGCCUCAAUCCAGACCUCUCCAAACUCCGCAACAUCAGGGGGUUUACGGUGACCGCUGUGGCUCAGAUGUGUGUUCUUGGAGGGAUGUGGGUUUUCGGCUGCUUCCUCUUCCAGGAAAAAGGAACUCAGGUUGCGCUGUACCUCUUCACCAUCUUAAACAGCCUCCAGGGGGCGCUCAUCUUCAUCAUGCACUGCCUCCUGUCCAAACCGGUCAGAGACGAAUAUUGCAAGCUGAUUAGCAGGAUCUGCUCACUUAAGGACAAGAAAUAUUCAGAAUUCAGCACCAAUCAGUCCAGCAACAGUCAGCAACCUCUGCGGAGCAAUCAGUCCACUGGAGAGUCCAAGAUAUAAAGCGGCUGUCAGUCCUGGAGGACCCUUGUAGAUGUUUGACCUUUACAGACACAUGGUAGUCUCACAGAGCUUUAAUUCUGCAGCACAUGGGACUCCUUUCCACCGAGGGGAUCUGCAACUGCUUUCUUUCUCUGUUAGGCAAGAAUUUCAGGUCUUGACUCAUCACGUGACCUAGAUUCCUAACAUAUCAGCUAAAUAUGCAGGGCAGUUUUAUUUCUCUAAUGAACUUUGGAGACACUUCAGCUGUUCUGUAUCGUGCCUUUAGUGGAGAACGUCUUAUAUUACAAGCAAAAGGCAGCUUUUAUUUGCUUAUAUAUGAAAAUGUUGUGAAGAUGAUAUUUGAAGAACUCGCCUCCUAUAUGCCUUAUGAAAGAGGUUGUGUUCUCUGAAGCCUUAAUCGAUUACCAGUCACAAACCACCGCGUUUAUAUGAUCUGCACUUACAUGCCACUUUACGUCUUUAAGCUGUUGGGAAAUCUGACCUCUAUUUAUGUGAGAAACAGAUGAGAGGUACUUUAGAUUCAUAAAGCUAUUUAAACAGAGCUGGAGCUGCAUUGCACAGAGCAGGUGACAAAGACUCCUGUCCUCCUUCAAAUCAAAGUAAUACAGUUCCUGAUACUAUAAUAUUGUGGAGAGAUAAACACAUUGAGAUUCUUAUGAUGUGUCCAAGGAGUUUUCUCAGAUAGAUGCACAAUAAAAACACAAUAAAGUGAACAAUGGCUUAGCUAAACAGGCCAAUAAAAGAUGAUCAACUACUAUUAUUCCUUUUAAUUAUACAAACAUCAUAGACACAAGUUCAAGUGUUCGGUGAAUCCAAAAUAUUUCAGAAAUUGUUUGUGUCUUCGGAGAAGAUUCACACUUCUCUAAUUUUAAACAGUACAGAGAACUUUUUUGGUUAUCUGGAGAAAAAAAAGCUUUGAUGGCACGAAGAUGACGCAUGCGUUGACUGCCUGUGCUUGCACACAUUUUCUUUCUCAUCAAAACUAAAGCAUACUUUGGGCUUUAGUGUUUCCAUUUUGAAAACAAUGUGACUUUGUAAAAAAGCGAAAGUUUUAAACUCCUUGCUUCUGCAACACAGUUGUCUUUACUAGCUCUCUAUUAUAUGUAUAAUGAUAUUUGAUAACAAACAAAUGUUUUAUUUUACAUUUUCCACAAAAAAAAAAAAAAAAUCUGUUACUUUUGUAGUUGAAAUAAGGGUAAUUUUUAGCCCUGAUGUGGUACUGCGAUGUUUUUCAAAAGGAAUUAAAUAACUGCUAAGAGAA
Molecule: messenger RNA, 3097 nt
Organism: Cyprinus carpio (common carp)
Lineage: Eukaryota; Metazoa; Chordata; Actinopteri; Cypriniformes; Cyprinidae
Product: adhesion G protein-coupled receptor E5-like
Exons: 14
Coding region: 169-1836 (555 amino acids)
Biological process (GO): adenylate cyclase-activating G protein-coupled receptor signaling pathway; cell surface receptor signaling pathway
Cellular component (GO): membrane
Molecular function (GO): G protein-coupled receptor activity
Source: RefSeq, a predicted model, not a curated record